This is a messenger RNA of Anisakis simplex (herring worm), 348 nucleotides long. The record is from the annotation of a GenBank genome assembly. Lineage: Eukaryota; Metazoa; Nematoda; Chromadorea; Rhabditida; Anisakidae.
AUGGCGAAAAGUUGUUGUUGUUGGAAAAUUGUAUGGAAAUUUAUCUUUCAGAAACGCAUCUUCAAAGAUCAAAUUUCUCGAUGCACUGGAAAGCUGUCGAAAACCACUGCAUUGAUACAAUUCUGCAUCGAAAUCCUGAAGGAGCCCGAUCCAGCAACAUACUUACAAGUAAGUAGCGCGUUUAUUAAUCGCACGACAACGCAAGAGUUUAUGUGGCAUAAGGAGAUGCAAACGAAACCCGAAGCAGAUGCUGAAUUCGUGUUGAAUCUUGACACGAAGCAUUUACAGUACGCAAUUCAGUCGCUCGAUUUCGCCCAGCUCAAAGGUAACGUCAACUUCUCUGAUUAA